Theobroma umbraticum is the source of this 1828-nucleotide messenger RNA. Its product is annotated as fatty acyl-CoA reductase 3-like. The record is from RefSeq and is a predicted model, not a curated record. NCBI's taxonomy places the organism in Eukaryota, Viridiplantae, Streptophyta, Magnoliopsida, Malvales, Malvaceae. Gene Ontology annotation, cellular component: intracellular membrane-bounded organelle. Gene Ontology annotation, molecular function: alcohol-forming very long-chain fatty acyl-CoA reductase (NADP+) activity. Gene Ontology annotation, biological process: suberin biosynthetic process; long-chain fatty-acyl-CoA metabolic process.
UGUGUCUUUAGCCUCGCUUAUAAGUAAGUGCUAUAUCAUAUCAUUUUUUGUUCGUUUCUCUCUCCCACUGUCCUUCCAAUGGAACUAGGAAGUGCUCUCCAGUUUCUUGAUAGCAAGUCCAUUUUAGUCACUGGUGCCACUGGGUUUUUGGCAAAGAUUUUUGUGGAGAAAAUACUAAGAGUUCAACCCAAUGUGAAGAAGUUAUAUCUUCUUUUAAGAGCUGCAGACCACAAAUCUGCAAUACACCGUUUGCACAAUGAGAUCAUAGGGAAGGACCUGUUCAAAGUUCUGAAAGAAAAACAUGGCAAAAAUUUCAGUUCAUUUAUAUCAGAAAAAAUUACUCUUAUCCCUGGAGACAUCUCUCGUGAGGAUUUGGGUGUGGAAGAUUCCAAUUUGGUACAAGAGAUGUGCAGGGAAGUGGAUGUUGUGGUUAACCUUGCUGCAACCACCAACUUUGAUGAAAGAUAUGAUGUGGCCCUUGGCCUCAACACAUUGGGAGCUAAAUUUGUUCUAAACUUCGCCAAGAAGUGUGUCAAACUAAAAGUGCUUGUUCAUGUAUCUACAGCUUAUGUGUCAGGGGAAAGGUCAGGGCUUAUACUAGAAAACUCAUACAACAUGGGAGAAACACUCAAUGGUGUCUCUGGCUUAGACAUUAACGUUGAGAAGAAAGUGGUAGAGGAAAAAAUGGAGGAACUAAGAUCGCAAGGAGCUUCGGAGAAGGAAAUUACUCAAGCCAUGAAAGAUUUGGGCAUUGAGAGGGCAAGGAUGUAUGGCUGGCCAAACACUUAUGUAUUUACAAAGACAAUGGGAGAAAUGUUAGUUGGGUACAUGAAAGGAAAUAUGCCCACAGUCAUCAUACGGCCUACCAUCAUAACUAGCACUUACAAAGAGCCAUUCCCUGGUUGGGCUGAAGGAGUCAGAACCAUCGAUAGCCUUGCAGUUGGUUAUGCUAAAGGAAAAUUGACAUUCUUCCUUGGAGAUUUAGAGUCAAUAGUUGAUGUGAUACCAGCUGAUAUGGUGGUGAAUGCCAUGAUUGUAGCUAUGGUAGCUCAUGCAUCAUGUCAACCAUCCGAGACCAUUUAUCAAGUUGGUUCAUCUAUAAGAAACCCUCUGAGAUAUUACAAUCUUCAAGACUAUGGCUUCCGUUACUUUUCCAAGAAACCUUGGAUCAACAAGGAUGGAAAGCCUGUAAUAGUUGGCAAGGUUAAAGUUAUGAACAGCAUGGACAGCUUCCACAGAUAUAUGGCAAUUCGAUACUUGCUACUUUUGAAGGGACUGGAAUUAGCAAAUACAGCAUUUUGCCAGUUCUUUCAGGGUGUUUACAGCGAUCUCAAUCGGAAGAUCAACUUUGUCAUGCGAUUGGUCGACAUUUACAAGCCAUACUUGUUCUUCGAUGCCAUCUUUGAUGAUAUAAACACCGAGAAGUUAAGAAUGGCGGCUAGAUCGAGCAUGGUGGAGAAAGAUAUGUUCUACUUCGACCCCAAAUGCCUUGAUUGGGAUGAUUACUUCAUGAAUAUUCAUAUUCCUGGCAUCGUAAAAUACAUCUGCAAAUGAUAACAAACAAGGAAAAGCUAAUAUUACAGGGGUUGUGCUUCCAAGAAUUCAUGCUUUAAAUUUAUUUCAGAAAAUGUGUUCUAAUUUAAUUGGUGUUACUUUAUUCAUGGCAGCAUGAAGCAUUUAUAUGGCCGUCAACAAUAGUGUUUAAGAAUAUCUUCGAAGUGUAUUUGAUCAUAGUGUCUUUCAACUAUAUAUUGUCCUCACGAAUAUGAAAUGCUGUUGGAACAAAUAUAUGUUCAGCUUUGUGGAAUCACGAAUAGAAAUUUGUUCC